ACGGUUAAAAAACAAAAGAAAAAAGGAAGAAAGUAACCUCAGUGAUAUGCCCACACAUUUUACGCCAUACCUGAACAUCCAUCCUUUGCCCCUUUGCACUAUCCAUAUCGCUAGCUAUGUUCCUCUCAAGAUUCACAACAAAGUCGCUAAGACCGUCAUCGCUUGCCAAUCGUCAGAUUCUCUCUUUGAGGUCUCUUUUCAUCCAGACUGAAGACACACCUAACGAUCACGCACUCAAGUUUCUUCCGUCACAGACGAUUCUUCCAGAAGGCGAUACUAUAGAGUACACCAGUGGACGCGAAGCUGCUGCCAGUCCCCUUGCAAGAAAGUUGUUUGCAGUUGAUGGGGUUAAAACUGUGAUGUUUGGUGGUAACUUCAUCACCGUUGAGAAGAGACCAAACUAUAACUGGAUGUUGAUCAAGCCAGAAGUGUUUUCCAUUUUGACUGAAUCUUUGACCAGUGGCGAGCCACUUUUCGAUCAGAGCGAAUUACCCAAGGACACUGCAUAUGAUGAAGAUGAUGAUGACGUUGUGAGCAUGAUCAAAGAGCUGAUCUUCACCAGAAUAAGACCAGCUAUUCAAGAAGACGGCGGUGACAUUGAGUUUGUCAAGUACGAAGAAGAUAGCGGUACUGUGUGGCUCAAGCUUAUGGGUGCUUGUCGUAGUUGUGACUCUUCAUCUGUCACUUUGAAGAACGGUAUCGAAUCUAUGUUGAAGCAUUACAUCGAGGAGGUCGAGGAGGUGAAGCAAAUUGAGGAAGAGAAUGAAAAGGAUCCGCUCGAAGCAAUAAAGCUUGCCAAAGAACAACAGCAGCAACAGCAGGAUCUCCCACCCCCACCAUCGAUCUAAUGACGUGAAUGAAUCUCUAAAACACAUUUUAUUUAUAUAGUCCAAUAUACAUCAUGUACAGGUUUUCUACAAGUGUGAAGUGAAUGAAGAACAAAAAAAGCAUCAACGAAUUAAAAUCAAAC
This is a messenger RNA of Williopsis jadinii, 970 nucleotides long. RefSeq names its product NifU family protein. Gene Ontology annotation, biological process: iron-sulfur cluster assembly. Lineage: Eukaryota; Fungi; Ascomycota; Saccharomycetes; Phaffomycetales; Wickerhamomycetaceae. The coding region runs from base 117 to 848 and encodes 243 amino acids. Gene Ontology annotation, cellular component: mitochondrion. The record is from RefSeq and is a predicted model, not a curated record. Gene Ontology annotation, molecular function: iron-sulfur cluster binding; iron ion binding. The transcript has a single exon.